CAAAUGAUGGUCACUAUCCCAUGGGAAUGGCAGAAUCUGCAUUGUCUUUCUCUAGACAUUUCUGACAGCAUGGAGUAGCAUUAGUAGUCUAAAUGUUGAGUUGCGCUCUCUAAAUUCUAUUCAUGGACGUCAGUUGGCAAAAGGCAGUGCAUUUUAGAGGACUGACUGAAGAGCUGAAGACCAAUUUUGGACACUUACAACUGGCCUAGUGCAUGAGCAUGGACAUUUAAAAAUACAAGUGAAUUAUUAUCAUUAUUCAUUGGUCAAGAAAUUAAAUCAAUCAAAAAUUGUCUUUUAAAUGGUUUGCAGCCAUUGAAAAAGAUACUAUGACAAUCUAAAUAGAUUAACUUUUUUUUUUGUAAAAGAUUUAUCAAAAAAAUAUCCAAACUUUCUAUGUAUUGUGAGUAACUGUAUUUUAAUUAUAUGCAGCAUAAUUCUGAAAUGUAGAUAUUUUUUGGGUGUAGGUGUCACUGGUUGUUUACAGCCUUUGACAGUGGUUAUACUGGUAGAAUCACACAUACAUGUAUUAGGUAGAAAAAGAGAAUGAUAAGAUUCUUGGAAUCUGUGUGUCUUUCCAAACAAUCUUUUUCAAUAUUUAAAUUGCUCAACUGGGAGACAAACUUCCUGAAGGCACACCAUAUUGCUCAAGUUGUAUUAUUCACUUUUUCAAACAAUUAUCUGCCAUAUGCAAUGUUUAUGUAACAUACAUUUUCUAUUAAUGGCACUUCUGUGUCAAUUUCCUUGUAUUUUUUAUAUAUAUCAUGAAUUGUAAUGAAGGAAUUUAUUUCCUUGUUAACUUUGCUUUUAAAUCACAAGCUUGAUGUAACUGCAGUCAUUCUGAGACUUAAUUAUGUGUACAGUAAUGUAUUAAUCUUUAUUUGAAAUAUUGAUAUUUUUCCCAUUAAA
Lingula anatina is the source of this 906-nucleotide messenger RNA. RefSeq lists its product as uncharacterized. The record is from RefSeq and is a predicted model, not a curated record. Lineage: Eukaryota; Metazoa; Brachiopoda; Lingulata; Lingulida; Lingulidae.